UUGGUGGCCUUACCGAAGACGGUCUUAAUACUGAAGUCUUUUUACUUCAGCAUGUUUUAAGGCGUUUUAUUACAAGACACGUUUAUAACACCUUUGAGAAAAAUGGAGAUAAAGUCAUUGUUAUGCUGUGCCGAAUAAACAAUGCUUGCAUUUAUUAAUUUACUAGUUUCCAGUGUGACUUGUCUUAGUUGUAGUUGCCAUACUAACGCACUUUGAUAUUCAAAUAGAUGUAGGAUGUUAUGCACCUGUUGCAUUUGCUAUACUGAAACAGUUCAGUAAAGAGCUUUUAGCUUAUUAUGAUUCAUUUUGUUUUCCAAUAAUCAGAUAGUAGUGUCUUGGAAGUAUUUAAGUAAAUGGCCUUUUGUGAAAUGGGUCAUUUGUAUCAAGUUCAGGUAUCAAUAUGUAAAUCAAACUUUUACUCUCCUUAACACAAUAGGUUAAUGUUACCGAGAACGACGUACCGAGUUAGAGGGAAAUGCGUCACUGCCAUCACAUAGAGCACAAGAAAGUGAGCAGUAAACAAUACAGACGAAAAGACUGAAAUAUCCGCUGCAUAUCACUGCCCAGAGACAAAGUCCACAACACCCUCACACAGCCAGAGUUCUUAAUGUCGUGUUUCCUGCACGAUGAGUGCAUUGUCACAGUCAACACAAGUUCAGAGCAACCUGACCAUCCCACCUGGGCAUUUACUCAUUUCAAGUGCUUGGCAAGGAACAGAGCUGGUAUCACUCAUCUCAAAGGAAACAAAAGUUUUAUAUUCUGAUGGCUUGGGUGUGGUCGACUUCCAUCCUUCUGCAGAUGCAGCCGUCAUCUUUGUCAGUGAAGCAGACUUGUUGGCUGGUGGGAGCUUCAAGAGGCGUAUUGUCAAGUUCCGUCAAGCAAACACCAAAUUGAGAGGAAUUGUUGUUGCUCAGAAAACAGCCCAUACACAGGGACCAUUCUCAGACUUGCAGAAGUUUGUAUGCAUGGAACUGGAUCUGGCUAUAAUGCCAGUCAAAACAAUAUCUGAGGCAGCUCAACUUCUUACACAGAUGGUUAGAUGUGAAACUAAAGUAAACAUCAACCCAUUCUGUAUGAAACCCAAAACAGUUAACAGUUUAGAUGCUGGGAUUUUGGCAACUGCUACAGCUGUCCCUGGAUUAGGUGAAAAGCGUGCUCGGCUUCUGCUAGAACACUUUGGAUCUCUUUAUAAGAUUGCAAAUGCAACACAGGAAAACCUAGCUAGUGUUGUGGGAAAUUCUACAGCUUCUAGUGUGUAUGAUUUCUUUCAUGGAAUUCAUUCAUGAUCCUGUGAUAUUGUAUAAAUGUUUAUUUUAGUUAAUACACCCAUUCAUAUUA
Messenger RNA from Penaeus monodon (black tiger shrimp), 1338 nucleotides. Its product is annotated as Fanconi anemia core complex-associated protein 24-like. Gene Ontology annotation, cellular component: Fanconi anaemia nuclear complex. The coding region runs from base 627 to 1286 and encodes 219 amino acids. The transcript has 6 exons. Gene Ontology annotation, biological process: interstrand cross-link repair. The record is from RefSeq and is a predicted model, not a curated record. Gene Ontology annotation, molecular function: chromatin binding. NCBI's taxonomy places the organism in Eukaryota, Metazoa, Arthropoda, Malacostraca, Decapoda, Penaeidae.